AUGUCCUCCGAGCCUCGUCCUAAAGUUGGCUACAUCUACACACCCCCUUCGAAUUCAAACAGCUACGUCUCAGAUAUUAUAGAGUGGGUUGGCUAUCCACAAUUCGACUUUGACAAUGUCAAGAACUCGUUCUUCAAAGUAGCUUAUAUAAAGGAAGAUAUCAUACAGACUUCGGGCUUGGAGACUGUUUUCCAUCCAACCCUUCACAGAAUACUGAUGAGCUUGCAAUGUCAGCAAAUGGGAUUCAUCAUCCCAAACGGAUGGAAAAAGAUGUGUAUGUAUACAGAUGAAGAAUUCGCCACACUGCCAGCCAUACAGAAGGUCGUCAAUCCACAAGACACAAUGAUCCCCUUGAGUUACAGCGCUGAUCCUGGUGAUGAAGACUUCAUGUCAGCCAUCAGUUCACUAAGUGAAGGGAUAUGGAUGGGCAAUAACACAACUGUGUUUGAAGCGCCUCCCCUUGCCCAUCCCACUAGUAUAGGCUUCGGGCAACUCUCACUAGCUCCGGAAACGCUACCAGCGUCCAAACCCCCUGCAGUUGCACCACAUACAUAUGAUGGGCCCGCACUCCUGCUCACCACUCUCAUUCCACUGCUGAUGUUCAUCACAAUGCCAAAUGUUGUUGAGGGGCGCUAUAUCUCGUGUGACCCCCAACAGUUCCACAUCAGCAUCAAGUACACCCAGGAAUAUCUGGAGAAGCACUUCGUUGCAACGUGGCAACUAUUGCGACCAGUUGUCGAUGGUAGUAACAUUUCCAUGCUGGAUCUGUUCUUUGACGACUACAAUGAAAUUCCAGAACAACUCCUAUCGACUGUAUGUGCUAUGUACAUUGUGAUGUUCAGGCGUCACCUUGUCACCAACCCUGGCAAUUUACACACCGUGGAAGGCACCAGUAAGGGCGCAAUCAAAUUAAAUUCUUGGAUCACUACUCGUGAUGGAACAGGUGGCUGGUUGACUGACCUCCGAAACGCGCUGACGUUAGCAAACAGCCUAAAAGGCCCGCCGGGUUGUCCAGAGCUGGAAUGA
Messenger RNA from Suillus subalutaceus, 1026 nucleotides. RefSeq lists its product as uncharacterized. Lineage: Eukaryota; Fungi; Basidiomycota; Agaricomycetes; Boletales; Suillaceae. Bases 1 to 1026 code for a protein of 341 amino acids. The record is from RefSeq and is a predicted model, not a curated record. The transcript is spliced from 9 exons.